GGCGAACAUUAUCUUGCAGAACCUGACAGCCGGCAAGCCAUCCGUCGCUUUCGUUGUUAGGGGCCCGAUCUGUGGGAAGGCAAACCCUAGCACGCCUUGGGGAUCUUCGUCUCCGGUGCGCAGGAGGGGGGUGAUCGGGGCCGUUCCAAAAUUACCACGAAUAGAGACGACGCACGAGAAAGCCAAAACAGUGCCACGCUCCGGCAGCGACGACGGAUCCGUUACAUCUUUUCCAAACCGACAGUUGCAGCGCCCGCCGAAUCCACGCGUCAAAACAGCCUUGUAGUGUGGUAUUUUGCCCAGCGUUUGAUCCGUCCCCCACCCCCUCGCCUAGCCUCUCGCACCCUGCGCUGCCACCUUUGACCACCGAGCGGGAAUCUGCAGCCUGUUGUCGUCGCAACUAUCUUCAAGUUCUGUCCAGUGGCCCCAGGCUGCUUCGUCUUGACCUUUCCAAGUUGCUCCUUUCACCCGUUCAUCGCAGAUGUCAAAGAAUCCCGAGUCAUGAGCGAGCCCUGCCGCCAUGAACAUGAACGGAGUACAGCGAUUUCUUAGCCGCCGCGAGAAGAGGCCGAAGUCGACUGUCGAGGCGGUGCCCAGCAAAGAUGCGAGCCGCUUACUACACACGCCGAGCGACGAAAAGCGCAAGAGCGACAAAGACGAGGAAAAAAAGGUCAAAGAGAUCAUCCAAAGAUUGCAAGCGGAGGGCAUAGGUGUACGUGAAGGUCAAGUCGAAGAUGUGCUUCGUUUGCCGUCCAUUAAUGGCAACGUUGAAAACGCCAUCACUCUGCUCAAGCUGUACGAAGAUGCUUCGCAGGGUAGGAUAUAUGAGGCAAAUCCUCAGCUGAACAUGGUUGGAGCUGUCAACCGCGAAAACGUUACAUGCUACCUAGACUCGUUACUCUUUUCCAUGUUCGCAAGAACAGACAGCUUUGAAGGCAUAUUGUCAGUCCAAUUCGCAGACGAACCACGGAAACGUUUGGUUACAUUACUUCGCUUAUGGGUCAACAUGCUACGUACAGGCAAACUCAUUACAACAGAUAUCACUCAAAAGCUCCAAGAGGCACUGAGAGACUGUGGAUGGCCCGAGGCUGCACUGCUGCGACAGCAAGAUGUCUCUGAGGCUUUUGGGUUCAUUACUGGGAAACUCGAUCUGCCAUUGCUAACCUUAAAGAUGGAUGUCUACCAUACCGGAAAAGAUGACAGGGAUGACCAUAGAAUUGUACGAGAACGGCUUCUAGAUGUUGCCAUUCCUCCACCUUCCGCAGACGGGACUGCAAUCAAGCUCGAAGAUUGUCUCGAGUCAUACUUCAACAAUAAAAUUGAGGUAAAACGGCAUCUCCAGCGCAGGAACACUCUGCAAUCUGUUCGACCGGAGAAGGGUAUGGAUGUUGAGACGGUAGAGCUUGUCGAGUCGCCCAUAGACGAGCCAAGCCUGGCAGGCCCAUCUCGACCAGCGGAGCUGCGCAGGCGAGGCCAGAGCAUCUUUGGUCAAAGGUCGUUGGCGAAUGAUCACUCUGGUGGAGAGAAACGCGCUCACGAUGACAUCGACAUACGAGGCAAACGCUCGCGAGCCAGCACGAUACGACGAGAAGUGCUGAUGCCCGCUUGGCAGUUUUUCAGUUUGAUUCCUUGGUAUACCCAUGACCACAGCGAGCCAAAAACGGACGAGCAAGUCGUCGUUCACUUACAAAAAAAAAGACCAGUGCUUGGCAUCUGUCUCAAAAGAUAUUCCAUGACAAACGCAGGUGUUGGCUCCCGGCUUGACACCUACAUUGAUAUCCCGCUUGAUAUCGCUGUGCCUCAUUUCAUUUCAGACGACUGUGGACACGGCGACGAAGGGUUCGAGCCAAACUUUACGAACUUUAAGCUUUCAUUGCUUGCAGUCAUCUGUCACCGUGGGAAGUCCCUCGAUGCUGGCCACUACAUUGCUCUUGUGCGAGCUAGAGAGGAUCACAAUGGUCAAGCUACGCAAUGGCUACGUUUCGAUGACCUCGCCCAACAGCGUAUAGCAAGCGUAGAUAUCCAAAAGGCGCUCAAGGAUGAAUGCCCUUAUCUCUUAUUCUACCAGGUGCGAUCGAUCGAUGACGAUAGCAACGAAACAGAUUUGCCGCCAACAUAUGACGAGGCUGUCACGACGGACAAGAGCAGUGGGGAUAUCAGCAGAGUAGCAACAAGGAGCGAGCUCGUGAACGAGUCUUUCGUCACUACAACAGCUGUGUCGAGCGUUCCUUCUCAGGACACCCUAGUCUCGUCCGCCAACAUAGAUACUACCACACCGGCUACGGCCACAGUUUCUUCCGAAAAUAUUACGGAAUUGAACGCAGUUGCGUCGGAUCCUGGAGCUCAUAAUCAGACAGCCGAACCUGUGACUGGAUUAAUCGAUAGUAAGCAGUCCGAUGACACCAGGCCGAAGAGUAUCGAUCUUAGUAGUCUCGCAGUCCCAUCCAUUGGUCCUCGCCCCUCCAAACAGUCGCUGAGCAAUUCAAAGCAGAGCUUGGACAUUCCACGUGGGAGAUCCAGUUUCCAGGGCACAAGAAGGAGCAGCAUAAACUUCGCGAGCAGUGAAAACGAUGUAGGGCAGAUGGGAGGGUCUUCAGUGCCGGCCACCCCGGACGACAGUCGCACGAGCUGGAUCAGCGGAGGGGGUAGCUCGAGGCGAAAUAGUAUGGUCAAAUCGUGGAUGAAGCCGCGGAGCCGUCCACCCAGCCAGAGCGGCGAUAACAGACUUGCCAUGAACUUGAGCAAGCUCCGUGCGGCGGUGAGCAAGGACAAGCUUGCUGAACAGAUUGGGUUGAAGGACGAGCAUGGGGCGAACACUUUUAAUUUUGGCUCUAAUACAGAGAAACACAAAGACAAGGACGUCACUAAAGCCGAUGGUCCAAGACGGAGCAAGUCGCUCAAGCAAAAGAAGGGCAAGAGGAGCAGCAGUCUGGGUCGAAUGUUGGAGGGAGGGGAGCGAAACGAGCAGAACAAGAAAGUACCUGACAGAGAAUGCCUUGUGAUGUAGUGUGGCUUUGACUUCAGGUCAUUCAAGGGAUAUGCCGUACGUCUCUCGCUAGAGUAAGAUGUGAAAAGCAGAUGCGUAUCACGUUCGAGGUGCAUGAAACGGUUUGGGCAAAAGGAUUCAAGAGGUAGCCUUGUACAUAUGUUCUGUUUUACGAUAGACACGAUACCCUUGAGAAUCAAAUGAGCAAUACACGCAAGAAUAGCA
Verruconis gallopava is the source of this 3211-nucleotide messenger RNA. RefSeq lists its product as uncharacterized. The transcript has 3 exons. Gene Ontology annotation, molecular function: cysteine-type endopeptidase activity; cysteine-type deubiquitinase activity. NCBI's taxonomy places the organism in Eukaryota, Fungi, Ascomycota, Dothideomycetes, Venturiales, Sympoventuriaceae. The record is from RefSeq and is a predicted model, not a curated record. Gene Ontology annotation, cellular component: nucleus; cytosol. Gene Ontology annotation, biological process: protein deubiquitination. The coding region runs from base 521 to 3007 and encodes 828 amino acids.